AUGAGCCAGAUGGCCGAGGCAAGAGGACGAGAUACGGAAACGGCCACCGAGACUGUUACUACCGACGGUCCAGCAGUGUCUACCGAGAUUCAUGUGGUAACGGAAACCGAAAUCGUGUCGUCCACCCAGUCGCGGGUUGUUGAAUUGACCUAUAGCGUUACCGGCAUGGUAACCGUUACUCAGACGGUCACUACCACUCAUACAGUCACCACACCUAUAAGCACCGUCGUGCGGAAAGCCAAGCGCGACGAGCCAGAAGUCCCAGGCUAUGCUUCGAAGUGCAAAUCCUUCGCUGCCUAUCAGUCUGCUUGCUCGCGUUUGGGUGUUUUCCCUACUACGGUAAGCGUGGCUGAAUCAACCGCCACUGUUACCGUGACAGAGACACUCGUACCGGAGUGGACGGCCACGGGCACCACCACCGUCACCGUCACCGAGAGUGCCGUCGAGACCGUCGAUAUCACGACCGUUACUAGCUAUACUUUCACGACAAGCACUGUCACGGCCACCGCGACAACCACAGCUAUCGUUAUUCCUCAGCUCGAGAUUCUGGGCGCUACCUUUGGCACUGCCGACAUCACCUCUUAUGCUCUCACCAACUGGAAGGUUGGUAGUAACAUCGUGAUCAAUACCAACAAAGCCUAUACCGAUAUUGGCUUGAAUGCCCCCGGUGAUUUGAUGACGGGCCAGCCUAGAUCCAUUACGGUACUAUACCGCUGGGGCACCGAGGUCCGUUCCUGGGUCGGCAGGUGGAAUUCGGGCACAUACACCAUCACUCCCACUCCUAACUCAGCGGCCCCGUCCGGGAGCCUUGUGGUCCCCAACUAUCCUCGUCCCCAGGGUAUUACCUGGAUCCAGAUCCUCGAGGUCAACUACGGUCUGGGCCAGAAUAGAAACCAAACCCUCUGGAACAAACUCUACCUCGAUGCCGCGGCCGGCGUUGGGACGCCGCUCAUCAACGAGAACUUUGGAGACACGUGGUACAGCAUCGAAAAGUCGGGUGUAGUCUGGUACAGGGACACUCGCAAUGGCCCUGAUGGUCCCUUGCAUCUGGCUGCGACACGCGAGGGUCGCGAUCUCCAACUGAUGCGCGCAGAUGGCAGUUUCUCGUAG
Thermochaetoides thermophila DSM 1495 is the source of this 1110-nucleotide messenger RNA. RefSeq lists its product as uncharacterized. NCBI's taxonomy places the organism in Eukaryota, Fungi, Ascomycota, Sordariomycetes, Sordariales, Chaetomiaceae. The transcript has 2 exons. Bases 1 to 1110 code for a protein of 369 amino acids. The record is from RefSeq and is a predicted model, not a curated record.